Molecule: messenger RNA, 687 nt
Organism: Varroa destructor (honeybee mite)
Lineage: Eukaryota; Metazoa; Arthropoda; Arachnida; Mesostigmata; Varroidae
Product: ras guanine nucleotide exchange factor B-like
Source: RefSeq, a predicted model, not a curated record
AUGGAUCAGGGUGGUGACCGGGUGCCCUCUGGUGCUACUCCCGCUACAACUGCUGGUGCCGCUGUCGCCUCGUCAGGCAGUGAGGCUGAGACUAGGAGAAGGAGACGCAAAGAGAAACACCAACAAAUCCAAGACCUCGUUGAUGACAAUUUUGACCGGCAGCGUAAAUUGUCAACGCACUCGUCAUCAGUGUCCUUUGUUCCGUUGAUCGUGUCGCGUGUCGGUCGCUCUUCGUGUUGUUCGCGGCUCUGGUGUCAACGGGGUUUCGUCUCGAGUCGGCACAAUCUUCCGCUAUCGCAGCAGCCGUCUGCAGGUCGCAUCGCAUCCCACCGUCACCACCACCGCCGCCGCCGACGUCGACCGCGCUCCGGUGCUCCUGAGGCUGUCGCCGGAGCCGCCGUGGUCGUCGUCGUCGUCGUCGCCGCCGCCGCCGCCGUCGACACUAGCACCGACUGGCACUCGCCCGGCACCGCCGCGAAAGCAGCAGCAGCAGCAGGCGCAGAGAAGGCACUCGGGUUAGGCCGCAGCUUCCCCCGACAGCCACUGAAGCAGCAGCAGCAGCAGCAGCAACAGCAGCCAGCGAACGUCGGAGUUGAACUUGAACGGAGAUCGACAACGUUCCGGGAACGACAACAACAACGACAACAACAAGAACAACAACACAAGCAGGAAAAAGACGGCGUGUAG